Messenger RNA from Penaeus vannamei (Pacific white shrimp), 1136 nucleotides. NCBI's taxonomy places the organism in Eukaryota, Metazoa, Arthropoda, Malacostraca, Decapoda, Penaeidae. The record is from RefSeq and is a predicted model, not a curated record.
AGAGCGGCUUCCAAGAGCGGAAAAAACGAACCUGCAAAAAGACUCCGGCCAAAUGCAAGAAGCAGGGCGGCGAAUGCAUCCCCAGGAAAGCCCCUUGCGACACGGUCUCUGCCAGGGACCUGUGUAAGGGAAGGUCUUGCUCCUGUUGUCUCGGAGAUAACCCCAAGUGCAACAGUAGUCCCAAGUGCAGGUUUAGAGGCGGCUUCUGUUUCAAGAAGAAGAGGAAAUUAUGCAGUUCAGGCGAGGUGGAGAAGGAUGGCUGUGAAGGCAAGAAAUGCAUGUGUUGCAUUGCUAAGAAGAGCUGUUCGUGUGGAGUAACCAACAAGGUUCGCAUUCUGGGCGGAGCGGAGGUUGUACCCGCCCACAAGUACCCCUGGAUGGCGGGCGUGCUGGUGCCACACCUGCUGCCGUCUUACCUUUGUGGCGCGACCGUCAUCAACGACCUGUUCGUGCUCACCGCCGCCCACUGCCUCUUCGACGGCUACACCGGCCAGCAGCUGCGGCCCGAGGAGGUGAAGCUCGGCCUCAGCGACCACAACCAGCUCAUCGAUGACGCCCCUCAGGUGCCCGUCAGCGAGCUCAUCGUCCACGAGCUUUACAACAACUCUGACAUCUACUACGAUCUGGCGCUCAUUCGUCUGCAGGAGCCCUUGGUGUUCCAUGAUACCCUGAGGCCCGCGUGCCUCCCGACGGACGCCGCCGAAAGCUACGAGGGCCGCUGGGGCUACGUGUACGGCUGGGGCGUCACCAACACAUCCGACUUCAUGUUGUCUGACCGCCUGCAGGAGACGCGGCUGGCCAUUCUGGGGCCCGACUGCGACGGCAAGACCAUCGGGAACGUGCGGCCGACGCCCGACAUGCUCUGCGCCGCCACCAAGAAGGGCGGGAAGGACACGUGCACCGGCGACUCCGGGGGCCCGAUGACGGUGCCGGAGGGGAAGAACCGACACGUCAUUGUGGGCAUCACGUCCUUCGGCGAAGGCUGCGGCGAAGCGGGCGUCCCCGGCGCCUACACGCGCGUCACGUCGUACCUGGACUGGAUCUUGGAGAAGACGGCCGGCGCGGCCUACUGCAACUGAGGCUAGAACGUGUAAAUAUACACACACACACACACACACACACACACACACACACAC